This is a messenger RNA of Mugil cephalus (flathead mullet), 11492 nucleotides long. RefSeq names its product fibrillin 2b (gene fbn3). Gene Ontology annotation, molecular function: calcium ion binding. NCBI's taxonomy places the organism in Eukaryota, Metazoa, Chordata, Actinopteri, Mugiliformes, Mugilidae. The coding region runs from base 310 to 8970 and encodes 2886 amino acids. The record is from RefSeq and is a predicted model, not a curated record. The transcript has 65 exons.
CUCUGCCUCACUCUCUGUCCCCUCCCCUCUUCCAAACAGGGCAAUUCCCUAAGUUUUCUCCUUUUCUCACAAGGCUAUAGUUCAAUAUUCCUUUCUGGGGCACACAUCCUGUCUCAAAUUCCGACUGGGCUCCUCGACGCAUAGCCACCCCAGCUGCUGCAAGCCCAUACUCAGGAGUGCACACCGGGACUUGGUCUGGAUCCAAGUCUAGAUCCUGCUGCUCAGUCUGGGUCCAUAAGGUGAACAGAGAUUUAGAGAGUGAGCAGAAGAAAGGGAGUGAUUCGGUCGGAGGGACAGCGAGGCCGAUCAAUGGGAUCAGGGAAGCUGGCUCAGGUGCUGCUGGGAUGGGUGGCGGUGUGUCUUGGGGCGGUUCACGUGGCUUGUGUUCAAACUGGGAAUGGACCGUUCCAAACUAGCCGCUUCACCGGUACUGUGGACCAGAGAGAGGCACAACGUGUUCGUCGCCGUGGUCAGGAGACACUGAGAGGACCCAAUGUGUGUGGCUCUCGCUUCCAUUCCUACUGCUGUCCAGGCUGGAAGACACUGCCAGGAGGGAACCAGUGUAUUGUUCCGAUUUGCAGGAACUCAUGCGGCGAUGGCUUCUGUUCAAGACCCAACAUGUGUACCUGUGCGAAUGGCCAGCUCUCUCCCAGCUGUGGAGCAGGAGGAGUGCACUCCUGUAAUGUCAGGUGUAUGAAUGGAGGCAGCUGUGCAGAGGACUCCUGCUCCUGCCCCAAGGGAUACACAGGCAGUCACUGUGGACAGCCUGUUUGUGAGAAUGGUUGCCAGAACGGUGGGCGCUGCAUCGGCCCCAACAGAUGUGCCUGUGUCUAUGGUUUCACUGGCCCGCAGUGCGAGAGAGACUACAGGACUGGGCCAUGUUUCACCCAGGUUAACAACCAGAUGUGCCAGGGGCAGCUCAGUGGAAUCGUCUGCACCAAAACCCUUUGCUGCGCAACCAUCGGUCGAGCAUGGGGCCACCCGUGUGAGCAGUGUCCAGCCCAGCCCCACCCCUGCAGGCGAGGCUUCAUCCCUAACAUCCGCACCGGGGCCUGCCAAGAUGUGGAUGAGUGUCAGGCAGUGCCAGGUCUGUGUGCUGGAGGUAACUGUAUCAACACAGUGGGAUCCUACGAAUGUAAAUGUCCCGCCGGCCACCGUCAGAGUGAAACCAGCCACAAAUGUGAAGACAUUGACGAAUGCAGCACCAUUCCUGGUGUGUGCGAUGGAGGAGAAUGCACCAAUACUGCUGGUAGCUACGUUUGUACCUGUCCGCGAGGCUACAUCUCCAGUACAGAUGGCUCCAGAUGUGUGGAUCAGCGUGUGGGCACCUGUUUCUCUGCUCUGGCUAAUGGCCGCUGCACUGGAGAACUCACUGGCCAGUACACCAAGAUGCAGUGCUGCUGUGACAAUGGACGCUGCUGGGCUCUGGGGCAGAUCCCUGAGAUGUGCCCUGUCAGAGGUUCCGAUGAGUUCAGGCGUCUGUGUAUAGUGGGUGUUCCCCAAGGACAUGGCCUCCCUCAUGGCUACCCCAACGGACACUUUCCCAACAAUAAUGGAAACGGAUUCAAUUAUGGAUACAAGUUCCCUAGUGGGCCGAAUGGCAACGGUAAUGGAGGGACCGGUGGCAAUGGAGGAGGAGGAACCUUUGGAGGCAACGGGGGCAGCUCUGGGGGUAAUGGAGGAGUAUUGACCCAUCAACACAUAGGCACUGUUUCCGUGAACGACUCUAUUGACGUGUGCAAACAUUUUACCAACCUGUGUCUGAAUGGACGCUGUAUCCCAAUACACGCAAGCUACCGUUGUGAGUGCAACAUGGGCUACAAGCAGGAUGUUCGUGGGGAGUGCAUUGAUGUGGAUGAGUGUGUGAGUAACCCAUGUAUCAAUGGAGACUGUGCCAACACACCCGGAUCGUACCACUGCAAGUGCCAUGAGGGAUACCAGGGGACCCCUACCAAACAAGCCUGCAUUGAUAUUGAUGAAUGUAUUGUGAAUGGUAUGAUGUGUCGAAAUGGUCGCUGUGUCAACACUGAGGGGAGCUUUCAGUGUAUCUGCAAUGCUGGCUUUGAGCUGACUCCAGAUGGAAAGAAUUGCAUCGAUCACGACGAGUGUGCCACAACCAACAUGUGUCUCAACGGCAUGUGCAUAAAUGAGGAUGGCAGCUUUAAGUGUAUCUGCAAGCCUGGCUUUGCCCUUGCACCUAACGGACGCUACUGCACAGACAUUGAUGAGUGUCAGACACCUGGCAUUUGUAUGAAUGGACGCUGCAUCAACUCUGAGGGCUCCUUUCGCUGUGAAUGCCCACCGGGCCUGGCAGUUGAUGUCGAUGGGAGGGUGUGUGUGGACACGCACAUGAGGACCACCUGCUACGGUGCCAUAAAGAUGGGCACAUGCUCACGUCCGUUCCCUGGUGCAGUGACCAAGUCGGAGUGCUGCUGUGCCAACCCUGAGCAUGGGUUUGGAGAGCCUUGUCAGCCCUGCCCGUCCAGAAACUCAGCUGAGUUCCAGGCUGUAUGCAGCAGUGGUAUUGGCAUCACAGCUGAUGGAAGAGACAUCAAUGAGUGCGCCUUGGACCCUGAUAUUUGCCAGAAUGGCAUAUGUGAAAACCUCAGGGGAAGCUACCGCUGUAUCUGUAACAUUGGCUAUGAAUCUGACACGAGUGGCAAGAACUGCGUUGACAUCAAUGAGUGUCUGGUGAACCGACUGCUCUGUGACAACGGUCUGUGCAGAAACACUCCUGGCUCCUACACAUGCUCCUGUCCUAAGGGAUUCGUCUUCAAACCCGACUCAGAGACAUGCGAAGAUAUCAAUGAGUGUGAGUCCAGCCCAUGCAUCAACGGAGCGUGCCGUAACGUGGCUGGGUCCUUCAACUGUGAGUGCACCCAUGGCAGCAAACUGGACUCCACAAACACCAUCUGCGUGGAUAGUAUGAAGAGUACCUGCUGGCUUACAAUCCAGGACAACCGCUGUGAGGUCAACAUCAAUGGAGCCACGCUGAAGUCUGAGUGUUGCUCCACACUGGGAGCCGCCUGGGGCAGCCCCUGUGAACCCUGCGAGCUCGACACUGCUUGUUCUCGAGGAUUUGCUCGCAUGAAGGGCCUCGUCUGUGAAGACAUUAAUGAGUGUGAGGUGUUCCCUGGAGUGUGUACAAACGGCCGGUGUGUGAAUACCCAAGGCUCGUUCCGCUGCGAGUGUGCUGAAGGCCUCACCUUGGACAGUACCGGUCGCACAUGCGUGGAUAUGCGUAGUGAGCAGUGCUACAUGAAGUGGCAUGAGGAUGAGUGUGGUCAGCCACUGCCAGGAAGAUACCGUGUGGACAUGUGCUGCUGUACAGUGGGUGCAGCUUGGGGCAUCGACUGUGAGGAGUGUCCCAAAGAAGGCACACCUGAGUUCAGAGCCAUCUGUCCCAGAGGACCUGGCUUUGCCAACAGAGGAGACAUUCUGACUGGCAGGCCCUUCUACAAAGAUGUCAAUGAGUGUAAGGUGUUCCAGAGUUUGUGUACAUACGGAAAUUGCAGAAAUACCAUCGGCAGUUUCAAGUGCCGCUGCAACAAUGGCUUCGCUCUCACCGCCGAAGAGAGGAACUGCACAGACAUUGAUGAGUGCCGCAUCUCCCCUGAUCUGUGUGGUCAUGGCACAUGUGUCAACACACCCGGCAGCUUUGAGUGUGAAUGCUUUGAGGGCUACGAAAGCGGCUUCAUGAUGAUGAAGAACUGCAUGGACAUUGACGAGUGUGAGAGAAACCCCCUGUUGUGUCACGGAGGAACCUGCCUGAACACAGAAGGCAGUUAUGAGUGCGAAUGUCCCGCUGGCCACUCGCUCAGCACCGAUGGCUCUGCAUGCGAAGAUGUGAAUGAGUGCCAGCUGAGUGACAACUUGUGCAAGAAUGGCCAAUGUGUCAACAUGGCGGGGACCUAUCAGUGCUCCUGUGACACUGGUUACCAGGCCACGCCGGACCGGCAAGGCUGCGUUGAUAUUGAUGAAUGUACAAUUAUGAAUGGCGGCUGUGAAACCCAUUGCACCAACUCGGAGGGUAGCUAUGAGUGCAGCUGUAGUGAGGGCUAUGCUCUCAUGCCUGACCUCAGGACAUGUUCAGAUAUUGAUGAGUGUGAGGAGACCCCAGACAUCUGUGAUGGAGGACAAUGUACCAACAUUCCUGGGGAAUAUCGCUGUCUCUGUUACGAUGGAUUCAUGGCUUCCAUGGACAUGAGGACCUGUAUCGAUGUGAACGAAUGCGAUCUGAACCCAAACAUCUGUCUCCACGGCGACUGUGAGAACACCAAGGGCUCCUUCAUCUGCCACUGUCAGCUGGGAUACUUUGUCAAAAAGGGAUCCACGGGUUGCACAGAUGUCGAUGAGUGUGAAAUUGGAGCUCACAACUGUGACAUGCAUGCCGCUUGCAUCAACGUGCCAGGAAGCUUUAAAUGUCGCUGUCGAGAUGGCUGGGUGGGAGACGGCAUCAAGUGCGAGGAUGAGGAUGAAUGCUCUGCAGAGGACCACAACUGCAACCCCAACGCAGACUGUGUCAACACACCAGGAUCCUACAGGUGUACGUGCAAAGAGGGCUUCAAUGGAGAUGGCUUUUCAUGCUCAGACAUGGAUGAAUGUGCAGACAAUGUGAACCUGUGUGAGAAUGGCCAGUGUCUGAACGCUCCAGGAGGCUACCGCUGCGAGUGCGAGAUGGGCUUCACUCCCACAGAAGACAGCAAGGCCUGCCAAGACAUUGAUGAAUGUAAUUUCCAGAACAUCUGUGUGUUUGGGACGUGCCAGAACCUUCCAGGGAUGUUCCGCUGUGUGUGCGAUGACGGUUACGAACUGGACCGUAGUGGAGGAAACUGCACUGACAUCAACGAAUGUGCAGACCCUGUGAACUGCAUCAAUGGAAUCUGUGUGAACACACCAGGGAGCUACAUGUGUAACUGUCCAGCCGACUUUGAGCUCAACCCCACUGGGGUGGGCUGUGUAGACACCCGUGUUGGAAACUGCUUCUUGGACAUCCUUGCUCGUGGUGAUGGAGGAAUCUCCUGCAGUGCAGAGAUUGGAGUGGGUGUGACCCGAGCUUCCUGUUGCUGCUCCGAGGGAAGAGCCUGGGGAAACCCGUGUGAACUGUGCCCUGCCGCUAACUCAUCGGAAUACAAGACUCUCUGUCCAGGAGGAGAAGGGUUCAGGCCCAAUCCCAUUACUGUCAUCCUGGAAGAUAUUGAUGAGUGCCAGGAGCUUCCAGGUCUCUGCCAGGGCGGAAACUGCGUUAACACAUUUGGCAGCUUCCAGUGUGAGUGUCCAGCAGGCUACUAUCUCAAUGAACAGACUCGCAUCUGUGAAGAUAUUGAUGAGUGCACAGCUCACAUUGGGAUCUGCGGGCCUGGCACUUGCUACAACACUCUGGGCAACUACACGUGUGUGUGUCCUCCUGAAUACAUGCAAGUUAAUGGAGGAAACAACUGCAUGGACAUGAGGAAGAGUGUGUGUUACCGCAACUUCAACGACACAUGUGAGAAUGAGCUGUCCUUCAACAUGACCAAGAAGAUGUGCUGCUGCGCCUACAAUGUGGGAAAAGCCUGGAACAAGCCAUGCGAGGCCUGUCCUACUCCUGCUACCUCUGAGUACCAGAUACUGUGUGGUAACCAGGCUCCUGGCUUCAUCAUUGACAUUCACACUGGCAAGCCUAUUGAUAUCGAUGAGUGCAGGGAGAUCCCUGGAAUUUGUGCUAAUGGAGUGUGUAUCAACCAAAUCGGGAGCUUCCGCUGUGAAUGUCCAAUGGGCUUCAGCUACAACAACAUACUACUCAUUUGUGAAGAUAUUGAUGAGUGCAGCAGUGGGGACAACCUGUGCCAACGCAAUGCCAACUGUAUCAAUAUUCCAGGCAGCUACCGCUGCGAGUGCUCGCCAGGCUUCAAACUCUCUCCCAGCGGGGCCUGUGUGGAUCGCAAUGAGUGCCAGGAGAUUCCUAAUGUGUGCAGCCAUGGGGAGUGUAUUGACACACAGGGCAGCUACCGCUGUCUCUGCCACAAUGGCUUCAAAGCUACAGCUGAUCAGACUAUGUGCAUGGACAUUGAUGAGUGUGACAGGCAGCCAUGUGGUAACGGUACCUGUAAAAACACAGUGGGAUCCUACAACUGUCUCUGCUUCCCCGGCUUUGAGCUCACACACAACAAUGACUGCAUGGACAUAGAUGAGUGCAGCGCCCUCCAGGGUCAAGUGUGCAGAAAUGGACAGUGUAUUAAUGGACUUGGCUCCUUCCAGUGUCUCUGCCAUGAGGGUUAUGAGAAUACGCCUGAUGGGAAGAACUGUGUUGAUAUCAAUGAGUGUGUGAGUCUGCCUGGCACUUGCUCUCCGGGAACUUGUCAGAAUCUGGAUGGGUCCUUCAGAUGUAUCUGCCCUCCAGGCUACGAGGUGCAAAAUGACCAGUGUAUAGAUAUCAACGAGUGUGAUGUGGAGUCCAGCAUCUGCCAGUUUGGCACCUGCACCAACACCCCUGGCAGCUUCCAGUGCUCAUGCCAGCCGGGCUUCGUGCUCUCUGACAACAAACGGCGGUGCUAUGAUACCAGGGAGAGCUUCUGUUUCACCAAGUUUGAGGCAGGUAAGUGCUCUGUCCCCAAGGCCUUCAACACCACCAAGGCCAAGUGUUGCUGCAGCAAGAUGGCCGGAGAAGGAUGGGGGCUGCCCUGUGAGCUGUGUCCACGAGAAAGCGAUGCUGGUUUUGAUACUCUGUGUCCCUACGGCCACGGAGCCCUGCCUGGACCUGGUGAUGCUCGGGAAGAUAUGAAUGAAUGUCUGGAUAACCCAGGCAUCUGCCAGAAUGGUAUCUGCAUCAAUACAGACGGUUCCUUCCGCUGUGAAUGUCCCUUUGGAUACAACCUGGAUUACACCGGAGUCAACUGUGUUGACACUGAUGAGUGCUCGAUAGGAAACCCUUGUGGAAAUGGAACCUGCACCAAUGUCGUGGGAGGCUUUGAGUGUUCUUGCCAGGAGGGUUUUGAACCAGGAUCGAUGAUGACUUGUGAAGACAUCAACGAGUGCUCCCAGAAUCCUCUGCUUUGUGCCUUCCGUUGUGUCAACACGUUUGGCUCCUACGAGUGUAUGUGUCCAGCUGGUUAUGUGCUACGAGACGACCAGCGCAUGUGCAGAGACCAGGAUGAGUGCUCAGAAGGACUGGAUGACUGUGACUCCAAGGGCAUGACCUGUAAGAACCUGAUUGGUACCUUCAUGUGUAUCUGUCCUCUUGGCAUGCAGCGCCGACCAGAUGGAGAGGGAUGUAUGGAUCUGAAUGAGUGCCGUGCCAAGCCUGGCAUCUGUAAGAACGGCCGCUGCGUCAACACAGUGGGAAGCUACCGCUGUGAGUGCAAUGACGGUUUUGAGCCGAGCUCCACUGGAACUGAAUGCAUUGACAACAGAAAGGGCUACUGUUUCACAGAGGUUCUGCAGACUAUGUGCCAGCAGUCAUCCACCAACAGGAACAGUGUGACCAAGUCUGAGUGCUGCUGUAACACGGGUCGAGGCUGGGGCUCACAGUGUGAGCUCUGCCCACUGCCUGGCACCGUACAGUACAAGAGGAUGUGUCCACUGGGACCUGGCUACACCACAGAUGGCAGAGACAUAAAUGAGUGCCAGGUGAUGCCAGAUCUGUGCCGCAAUGGCCAGUGUAUUAACACCAUCGGAUCUUUCCGCUGUCACUGUAAUGUGGGAUACAAAACUGACUUCACAGCAACCUCCUGCGUCGAUAUGGAUGAAUGCAGUCUGUCUCCCAAACCCUGUAACUUCCUGUGUAAAAAUACAGAAGGCAGCUACCUCUGCUCCUGCCCCAGAGGAUACACCCUGCAGCCAGAUGGCAAGACUUGCAAAGAUCUGGAUGAGUGUUCAACAAAACAGCAUAACUGCCAGUUCCUCUGCGUCAACACCAUUGGAGGCUUCACAUGCAAGUGUCCCUCUGGUUUCACCCAGCACCAGACCGCCUGCAUUGACAACAAUGAGUGUACGGGUCAGAGCAGUGUGUGUGGUUCCCAGGCCUCUUGUAUCAACACACCCGGUAGCUUCAACUGUGAAUGCUCUAAAGGUUUCUCAUUGGACACCACAGGCUUGGAGUGUGAGGAUGUUGAUGAAUGUAGCAGUAACCACCGCUGUCAGCACGGCUGUCAGAACAUGCUGGGAGGUUACCGCUGUGGCUGUCCUCAGGGCUAUGUGCAGCACUACCAGUGGAACCAGUGUGUGGAUGAAAACGAGUGUCAGGCGGGCACCGUUUGUGGCUCUGCGUCCUGCUACAACACACUGGGCAGCUUCAAGUGCGUGUGUCCCUCUGGUUUUGACUUUGAGCAGACAGCUGGUGGCUGCCAAGAUGUGAAUGAAUGCAGCACAAGCUCAAACCCCUGCAUCUACGGCUGCUCCAACACCGACGGAGGCUACCUGUGUGGCUGUCCCGGAGGCUUCUACAGAGCAGGGCAGGGUCACUGUCUGUCAGGUUCAGGUUUCCCAAGCCAGUUUGUGGAGGGUGAAGACGAAGACAGUUUGUCUCCUGAGGCCUGCUAUGAGUGUAAGAUCAAUGGAGGAGGAAAGAACGGACGGCACAGACGUAACGCUGACGAAAAUGAUCUCAACCAGGAACCAACAGUGAGCAUGGCCAGUGUGGACACCCAGGCCUCCCUCCCCAUGAAUAUCUCUCUGGCCUCGCUGCUCAACAAAGAGCCUCUGCUAGAGCUUCGGCCCGCCCUGCAGCCCCUGGAGCACCAUGUACGCUACGUCAUAACCCACGGCAACGCUAAUGAACACUUCCGCCUGCUGGAACGCCGUGACGGGAAGAGCGUGCUCCGGCUUGGCAAGAGACCACCUCCACCGGGAUCCUACCGGCUGGAGAUUGCCAGCCUGCGGCUCUUUGGGCCCCGGAAACUACACCACCUGGAGGAGCAGCAUGACAGUGACUACCUACAAGGGGAAAUAGGAGACGCCCUACGCAUCAAGCUUCACAUCCACCUGCACUGAGCUCAGAGUGCUCUGAUCCUGCUCUGGACUGGUUCCUAAAGCCUUUGAGUUUUAAUCUUUUAUCCAGUAACCCCUCCCCCCCGCAGGACCAUCACACUACAGGGGGUAAUCAAGGGCUAUGAAAGACUGAGUCAAACAGCCCAACUCUACCACCACUUUGUUACUGUUCACAUUAUUAUAUGUUCAUGUUUUGUGUGUUUUGUGUUUUUCUUUUAACCUUGACUCUUGCAGCCCCUCCACUCCUAAAUGACCCAGCACUCAAUCUCCACUGAGAGAGACAGUGGACGAGAUGGCAGAGAGGCGCCUUUGUGCUUGGACCACAGCCACCUCACAUCACAAAAACUAGCAGACAGAAGGCUCACAAGUCCAUGAAGCACUUUUGUAUUAAACAAUGCAUUACACCAAGUAGAGAGUGCUGAGAGUGGCCCAGGCUGUUACAAUGCAACAUGUAUGGUGGCAUUUAAAUCACAGGGCAGCAUCUAAAAUUGUCUUUUUGUUUAGAAGCAUAAAUAUUAAGGCUCAAGAUAAGAGGUUGAGUGCUGUCACAGUGGUCUAAGGACUCUCUCACCUCUCUGUGAUCUUAGUAGAAAUCACAACACUGGGGAUCAAGGUUUGUCACAUUUGCCCCUCACAGUAUUGUAGUAUUGUCAUUUAAUGUAUUUGUGCUGCUUGAAAAAUGUUAACACGAAGGACUGCAACAUUUACACAACAUUUCAGGUUCUUUAGUCCAGAGCCCUCUUUUUUUUUUUUUUUUUUUUUUGUAGCUGGAUAUCAAACAAUUUUCAGAUAAGAAAACACCGAGCUGUGUUGUACUCCGAUGUGACUGAUUCUCGUCCUGCACCUGUGGGCAGCAGCCAGCAGGGAUUAGCAAGCUUACGUGUGUGUACUGUCAUGUUUGGUUACCUCAGUACAGUCAGCAUCACAGCACGGCAUCCACACCCUGACGCUCUGCUGUGAUGCUGACUUUAAAACAAAAGAGGGUGCUAGUGUGCCUCAGCAUCCAUCACGAGCAGGGAACUGACCAGUUAGUAGACCUUAAAGAAGAUAGAUCAGGUCAAGUUUGUCCUUUGUCUUUUAAGGGGUUAUGACUUCAGGUGCACUGAUUCUGGACCUGAGAGCCAGCUUUUUCAUUAAGUCUAAAAUCAUCCUCCUUUAUCGGGGAUCGACAGCUUGUAGCUUCUCGUAGUUCCCAUCUCUUCCACAUAAAUGCUGACAGCCGGCGUCGUGUGGCUGAUAUCUGAAGUGACAUUAAGCUGACUUUAUCUGACUUCUUUGACUUUACUGCAAGCUCGAUGUCUGAAGGCUGAGCCGCGUUUACAACACACAGAGACACUCAGCUGAAUACAGCAGCUGUCUCAAAGGUACAUGACACGUUAAGCUGGAACUAGAGGUAGUCCUUUACAGAGUAAGGUCACCCACAGGUGAACAUGAAACCUCACUGAAAAACAAACAGUAUCCACCAGGUCAUUUCCUAUGAUAUUUUUUCUCUCAAAGAGGAAAAAAGGUGCUACAUUAUACCAUCUCUUAACGCUGUACAAAGAAGUGCAGUCUUGAAUCUGCGUUACAAAAGUGAUUUUUUUUUUUUGCUAGGUUUUAUUGUUGUUGUGUAAGUCUGUCUUUUGUAUUGUCUCAGUGCUGAAAAACCAAUAUUAUCAAACUUGCUUCUUGAAAAUUAAAUUGUAUAUUUUUAAGUGAAAUGUAGAUUUUUUUUCUUUUUUUUAUGUCAAGGCUGCCAAAACAAAUUUUUCACAGUAAAAUCCAAGAUUGAAGGCUUUAAGUGCUGUUGUCUUUGUUUGGAAAAGAAACCAAAAAAUUGAUCACUGACUGAUGUUUUAAGCCACUGUUCAUCACUCAAACCAGCCAUGAGCAAUUAAAACACGUCAGACUUUAAGACUACCAACAUUCCCUCUGUCUGUUACCUAACACAUGGGGAGGCUUACACUGUCUGUACUAUGCCAUAAGGAUCAAUGGUGCUAGGUGAUAAUCUUUCUUUGAACAUUCAAGGUUGCUGCACUGUCCCACAGCCUAGACAAUGUUUAUAAUACAUAACCAUUUUCUAACCUGGGAACCUUUGUAUACUUUGUAUCUUUAUUGUCAGUUUGUAAUUUUUCUUGUAUUUGCCACUAUUUUUUUAAUAAUGCAGCGCGUUGCGUGUGAUUACUGUAUCUCAGCUUCAGUGUCAAACUUGAAUACUGUCAUGAUCAUCUGCCUGCAUAGAAGUAUUGCGUACUUUAUGAUUCAAAAAAAACAAAGACCUUGAAGUUUCAGUUGUUUAUGAUGAGCCUGUUGAUGCCAGAGUUUAACUGAAAGCUGAUGUGACAAUCAUCCGGCCACAGCUUUAUCAGCUAGCUGCCGAUCAGUAAAGAAAUCAUCCUUAAUGAUCGUCAUCUUUAUGUAAAGAUGAAAACCAAAGAUUUAUGACACCAAAUGGCAGUCUGUAAAAUUAGAGUGAUUCACUUAAUAAUGUAAACUUUUGUCCAAUUACAUAAAUGGCAAUAAAGUAUUGUGGGUUAUAUUUUUAA